AAUAUAAGGGAAAAGAUGAAAUAUUCGAAACACCCAGGACCCACGUGUUGGCGGUGGAAUAACCAGACAUUCUUCAAACCUGCGAGUACGUCUGAUCAAUGGAACCCAUUCCAGUUGGAAACCUUUCGGCAAAUCAAAGGAUCACUCUCAGUUUUGGAAACACACCACGGGACCUUUUUGACGGAGAUGGCGGGCAAGAUCUCGAAGGACGAGCUCGAAGAACUCCGAGAGGCCUUCGAGAAAGUUGAUCUCAACGGGAAUGGCUUUGUGUGUGACUAUGAGCUCCAGGAACUUUUCAAAGAGGCUAACCUUCCAAUGCCAGGCUAUAAAGUCCGGGAGAUCAUUCAGAAGCUGAUGACGGAAGGAGACAAAGACAAAGACGGCAAGAUCAGCUUCGACGAAUUCGUAUCCAUUUUCCAGGAGCUGAAGAGCAGUGACAUCGCUAAGAGCUUCAGGAAGGCAAUCAACAGGAAGGAGGGGAUCUUGGCCAUCGGAGGCACCUCGGAGCUGUCCAGCGAGGGCACACAGCACUCCUUCUCCGAGGAGGAGCGAUAUGCCUUUGUCAACUGGAUAAACAAGGCAUUGGAGAAUGAUCCAGAUUGCAAGCAUGUCCUUCCCAUGAACCCCAACACCAAUUCCAUGUUUAAAGCUGUUGGUGAUGGCAUUGUGUUGUGUAAAAUGGUCAACCUCUCUGUGGCAGACACGAUUGAUGAAAGAGCAAUCAACAAGAAGAAGCUGACACCAUUCACAAUUCAGGAGAAUCUGAACCUGGCCCUGAACUCUGCCUCUGCGAUUGGCUGCCAUGUGGUGAAUAUCGGAGCCCUGGACUUGCGUGAAGGAAAGCCUCACCUAGUGCUGGGCCUGCUAUGGCAGAUCAUCAAGAUUGGCCUAUUUGCAGACAUUGAGCUCAGCAGGAACGAAGCUCUGGUGGCCCUGCUCCGAGAUGGGGAAAGUCUGGAGGAUCUGCUCAAGCUGUCCCCUGAAGAGCUGCUCCUGAGAUGGGCCAACUACCACCUGGAGAGUGCAGGCUGGCACAAGAUUAACAACCUCAGCUCAGACAUCAAGGAUUCAAAGGCCUAUUUCCACCUCCUGAAUCAGAUUGCACCUAAAGGAACUAAAGAGGAUGAGGCUCGCAUUGACAUCAACAUGUCCGGCUUUAAUGAGAAGGAUGACCUGAAGAGGGCGGAGUUCCUGCUGCAGCAGGCGGACAGACUGGGCUGCAGACAGUUCGUCACCCCAGCCGAUGUGGUCAGUGGGAACCCGAAGCUAAACCUGGCAUUUGUUGCUAACCUGUUUAACAAGUACCCAGCCCUGACCAAGCCAGAGAACCAAGAUAUUGACUGGAAACUACUGGAAGGUGAGACCCGAGAGGAGAGGACCUUCCGCAACUGGAUGAACUCUCUUGGUGUAAAUCCACACGUCAACCACUUAUACAGUGACCUGCAGGAUGCCUUGGUUAUCCUCCAGCUCUAUGAAAAGAUCAAGGUUCCAGUUGACUGGAACAAAGUUAAUAAACCCCCAUACCCUAAACUUGGUGCCAAUAUGAAAAAGCUGGAAAACUGCAACUAUGCGGUUGAACUGGGUAAACGUCCUGCUAAAUUUUCCCUGGUGGGUAUUGGUGGACAGGACCUGAAUGAUGGCAAUGCAACAUUGACCCUGGCUUUGGUGUGGCAGCUAAUGAGGCGAUACACACUCAAUGUGCUGGAGGACCUAGGAGAAGAUGGGGCCAAAGUUAACGAUGACAUCAUUGUAAAGUGGGUCAACUCGACUCUCUCUGCGGCUGACAAGAAAACCAAGAUCCAAAGCUUUAAGGACAAAGAAAUUAGCACAAGUUUGGCUGUUGUUGACUUGAUUGAUGCCAUCCAGCCUGGUUGCAUUGACUAUGAUAUGGUGAAGACAGGGAAGCUUUCUGAUGAAGACAAGCAAGAAAAUGCCAAGUAUGCUGUGUCCAUGGCCCGGAAGAUCGGGGCCCGGGUGUACGCCCUGCCGGACGACCUCGUCGAGGUGAAGCCCAAGAUGGUGAUGACAGUCUUUGCUUGUUUGAUGGGAAGGGGGCUGAAGAAGGUGUAACAAAAACUAAACUGAACUAAACUGCCUCUCUCGACGCAAGCAAACAUCUGGCCCAUAAGCCAUUUGCUGGUUAAAAGGCUUUUGGUUUAGGGAUUAGUACAACCGUCAUUUAAAUAUUAAGGAUAUCUCAAAAGAGUGUAAUAGGGGAUGCUUGGGGUGGGGAAGGUUGUUGUGUAAAUCUGAAAAACAAAAAGGCUAACACUCUUUCCCCAAGUUAGUAUGGGUUGAUCGGCUAAGGUACACAUUGAAAUGAAUUCAUAUCACAAUAUACAAGAACCAGCAAGUGCUCAUAUGUAUCACAUAAAGCCAUGUAAGCAAACCUGUACAUUUUAUGAUUUGCAUGUUUGUUUAUCUGGGUUUAAGAUUUUGAUCAUUCAUUUCAGAAGACCAUACAUCUAUCUCAGUGGGAUACAGGGGUAUCGACAGGGCUGUAGUGUUGGUGUUACAAACUGCUUUGCUUUUUUAAACUUUUUUUUUUUUUCUCUGCUUUUUUUCUUUUGUUACUUAUAUACCAGUUUACCAAAAAAUUAUUCAUUCUAAAUAGUGGCUGUAGUACAUUCUACAGUUAUGAACGCAUUAUCUUGCGCAUAAGUGUGUGUACUUUAGACAUGCUUUUUACAAAACAAAAUACAAACUGCAUGAACGAUUUCUUCAUUUUUAUUAAAAUCAAUAUCCGCUGUGAAAAAGAAAUACUUUUAUGGGUGGGCGAGGAGAGGGAAUCCAAAGGUUUCAGGGGUUGGGUGUAUUAAGAAAAUGGCUGAAUUGUACCAUUUAGAAGUGUAAAGAAGUAUUGUCACGCAGGUUCAAAAACCCAAUAUUAUGGAGAGUGUUCUUGUUUGACUGGCUGUGUUCUGCUCUGUAACUGCUGGAUAAAACUGUACUCCAUUAACCAUAUCCAUUAUAAGGAAAACCUGUAACAAUGGCUGUUGGUUAACUGAAAUAAAAUCUUUUUACAGCAAACCACUUGAGUAUUUUC
Messenger RNA from Polyodon spathula (Mississippi paddlefish), 3046 nucleotides. Its product is annotated as plastin-3. Gene Ontology annotation, biological process: actin filament bundle assembly; actin filament network formation. Gene Ontology annotation, cellular component: actin filament bundle; cytoplasm; actin filament. Bases 16 to 2070 code for a protein of 684 amino acids. The transcript has 17 exons. Gene Ontology annotation, molecular function: calcium ion binding; actin filament binding. Lineage: Eukaryota; Metazoa; Chordata; Actinopteri; Acipenseriformes; Polyodontidae. The record is from RefSeq and is a predicted model, not a curated record.